CAAACUUCGGCGAUGCUGUCACACUCGUCGAUUUGAGUCGCAGCGAAUAGCUUGCCCCACGCAUCUAUGAUGUACGAGGACGACAGCCUCUUGGACUUGAGCUGUGACGAAGACUUGCUGGCAUUGGGCCAUCUUGACGACACACCGCAACUCAUGAUGGAUGCUACGGCCGACCUCGUUGCCGAGCUUAUGCGGCGCGAGCAGGUCCAUCGACCUGACGCGGCCUACCUCAGCACCGUUCAGCGCGACGGCAUGGACGCAUCUUGGCGCGUGCGCAUUGCUGCGUGGAUGGUUGCCGUCGCCACCGAAUUCCACUUCGCCGACGAAACCAUGGACCUCGCGGUAAACUACCUUGACCGGUACCUGUCGACAAUGUCUGUGUCCCAGCACGAUCUGCAGCUCGUCGGGCUCGUGGCGCUCUUGAUCGCGUCCAAGUUCCACGAGCCAGACGCGUUGCUAGUCGCAGAAGCGGUCAACUUGGCGCAGCUGGCAGGGUUCACCGGCCCAAUGAUUCGGACCAUGGAAACGUCCAUGCUGCGAGUCCUCGAGUGGAAUCUGCAUGUGGUCGUUCCCACACACUUUGUCGAUUGCUUUGUCGCCGACUUGAACUACUCGUCUGGAAGGACACUGCGCGACGCGUGUCAGCCGUUCCUGGCCGCCAGUCGGGUAUCACAUGAGGCACUGGCGUUUCUGCCGUCGCAAGUCGCGGCCGCCGUCGUGACCCUCGCCUGUCAGUGUACCCAUGACGUGGCAUCCCCACCGCCGUUGAAAAGCAGCAGCCAGCUAUUCGAAAUCAAUGCGACGCAGGUCGACUUGUGUCGGCGGCAUCUGUUGCAGCAUUGCGAACCCGAGCGCUCCAGCAUGAAGCGAGACCGAUCGCCGAGUCCGCUGGGUGUGGACGAUCUCGUGGACGAGUCGGCGCGGUUUUGUCCGCUGGUGGUGAAGCGGCCAAAGUGCCAAGUGCUGUAGUCGAUGUGUUGGUGAUAGGUGGAUACAGUAGGCCUGCGAAUGAAUUGAUAGUUGAACGUGUAAUAAAUAUAUAGAGUGCCCUGAACGCUGUCCAUGUACAAUUACUUGCA
Messenger RNA from Aphanomyces astaci, 1079 nucleotides. RefSeq lists its product as hypothetical. Gene Ontology annotation, molecular function: cyclin-dependent protein serine/threonine kinase regulator activity. The transcript has a single exon. Lineage: Eukaryota; Oomycota; Saprolegniomycetes; Saprolegniales; Verrucalvaceae. The coding region runs from base 67 to 969 and encodes 300 amino acids. Gene Ontology annotation, biological process: regulation of cyclin-dependent protein serine/threonine kinase activity; mitotic cell cycle phase transition. Gene Ontology annotation, cellular component: cyclin-dependent protein kinase holoenzyme complex; nucleus; cytoplasm. The record is from RefSeq and is a predicted model, not a curated record.